AUGAAGCUUAACGUAUUCGUGCAUAUGGUAGCAGCUCUGCUGCCGAUGAGCUCGAGCACCGAUGUUAUGCUGAUUCGACAAUUGACAACAGAUGAGAAACUCAAAGUCGGAAAUUCUUCGGAGGAAGUCACGAGUGGUAGUGCGAGCGAUGAAAAGCUGAAUAUUACAGAAUCGGGAUCUCAGUUUCUUGACGAAGGCAAUAGAAGUGAAACUCACGUCACUUUAGCGGAAGGGUUGAGAAAUGAGGCCAACCAGACUACGCUGGUCGAGCCAUUGACAACAACAGCGUCACUCCAGACUACUGGCGACACGAUGGACGAGAUGGAUAAGGCAGGCUCAAAAUUUAGUGGUGAUGACAGCGAAACGAACUCGAGUACUCUAACUUUAACAGGUGAUUCUACAUUGGCGAAGGCAUCGGAUGGUGUUGACAUAGAACAAGAAGUCGAUAAGACGAGCCACGAUGAAGACAAGACUUUAUUAUGCCAAUUUCCUUUUCACACAACGCAUGAAUCAAACGCUCUUCAGUCAAAAGCUGAGGAAAAAGGUAACAGUGGUAAUCAAGAGGUCUCAAAAGACGAGGUAAACGGAGAAGAAUCUAGUGAAGAUGGAUCCAGCGAAGACGACUCCAGUGACUCUAGUGAGGAUAUUUCAAGUGACAACUAA
This is a messenger RNA of Plasmopara halstedii, 663 nucleotides long. RefSeq lists its product as uncharacterized. Lineage: Eukaryota; Oomycota; Peronosporomycetes; Peronosporales; Peronosporaceae. The record is from RefSeq and is a predicted model, not a curated record. The coding region runs from base 1 to 663 and encodes 220 amino acids. The transcript has a single exon.